Messenger RNA from Amphibalanus amphitrite, 980 nucleotides. It is a transcript of the gene mRpL52, whose product is annotated as 39S ribosomal protein L52, mitochondrial-like. Bases 262 to 714 code for a protein of 150 amino acids. NCBI's taxonomy places the organism in Eukaryota, Metazoa, Arthropoda, Thecostraca, Balanomorpha, Balanidae. Gene Ontology annotation, cellular component: mitochondrial large ribosomal subunit. The record is from RefSeq and is a predicted model, not a curated record. The transcript has 5 exons. Gene Ontology annotation, biological process: mitochondrial translation. Gene Ontology annotation, molecular function: structural constituent of ribosome.
GUCUUUCAUGCGCCAAAAAUAUUUUAAUGAGCUGCUAGCAGCAGCUUUCAGCAGCUUCGAGCUGUUUGUAUGACGUCAUUUUUCUGACGGUAUGAUGUGAUUGGAUAAUUCUGAGGCCUUACUGCACAUCCUGAGUUAUCGUCGAAAAUGAACAUGCAUAAGAUGGGACGAGAAAAAUUAUUUUCCUCGCAUUUAAUUAUCAUUAGGAGUGUGCAUUACGUAUAUUUCUCGGCCCUUUUUUAGAUUGCGUAACCGAAGAAAAUGUUCUUUGAAGUUGCAUUGAGGAGGAGCGGAGUGCUGGUCCCUCACUCUCAAAUUAUUUCACCAUUAUUCUCAAGAACUCCUAAUAGCUGUUCUGUUAUAAGUUGCAGAACGUAUAAGAAAAUGCCGUCGAAACCGAAACCGUUUCCCUCCAAACUACAGGACUGGAGACGAGAGCAGAAGAUGCCAGUGAACCCCACGUGGCGAGGCGUCCUGACCGACGGCCCCGACUUCAGCUACACGGACGGACAGCCUGCCCCAGCCCUGGUCAACCAGGUGCGCCGCGCUGACAAACAGAGGCGACUCAUGGAGCGGGUGGUGCAACUGACCUCAGAACUUGACCUGGCCGAGAGGCUGCACGCCGAGCGGGUGGCGAGCGCUGAGCGACAGCGGCAGCAGCUAGCUGGCAGUCGACUCAAGGCCAAGGCGAACAAACCUCUGGAUACCGCGUGAUCUUGGGAUAGCUGGAGCAUGGGUGGUUAUGUGGCAGUCACUUUAUGUGAAAUUGAAUGUGCUAGGUGUACCGCCUCGUGUUUUGUGCGUGUGUGAACCAUGAACGCUUCUUUUGCGAGGCUUGAAUGGUUCUUGGAAUGGAGUUUGCGAGCCUGGGACGUCUGUGAUGAGAACCAACGUGACUUGUGUAGAAUGCUCUCGUGGGAUGGUGUAAUGUCAUGAUCUUUUUGUGAUUUCUGUAUGCUAAAUACGAGCAGUGAACGCGA